Humulus lupulus (European hop) is the source of this 2913-nucleotide messenger RNA. RefSeq lists its product as uncharacterized. The transcript has 8 exons. Bases 1 to 2913 code for a protein of 970 amino acids. Lineage: Eukaryota; Viridiplantae; Streptophyta; Magnoliopsida; Rosales; Cannabaceae. The record is from RefSeq and is a predicted model, not a curated record.
AUGGAGAUAAAAAGUCAUCUAUACUUUAACGGAAUGGACCAAACAUAUGUCAAGUGGAUUUGGCAUGGAGAAGAAUAUGAUUGUAACAAUAAUGUUCCCAAUGAAAGAAAGCAAUUUGAUCAAGUAUUUGAUGACCCUAUAGAGAUGGUGAGAGAUGCAGAUGAACAUUUUGUUGAGAAGCGUGAAGAAUUUUUGAAAUUUUUAGAAGAUGCAGAGAAACCAAUAUUCUCGGGGGUACCUUUGUCAAAAUUGGUUGUUUUAGUAAAACUAUACAACUUGAAAGCUGGUAGUGGUUGGAGUGACACAAGUUUCACAAAAUUAUUAACUUUAUUAAAAGAAAUUUUACCAAAAGACAAUGAAUUGCCUUCCUCGCUUUAUGAAGCAAAAAAAACAUUGUGCACAUUAGGAAUGGAGUAUAGCAAGAUUCACGCUUGUCCAAAUGAUUGCAUUCUAUAUCGAAAUCAAUAUGAGAGUGAAACUGAGUUUAUACGUUUGUUUCGAAAUCCUGAACAUGCUGAAAGUUUGCGAUGGCAUGAGGAUGGAAGGAUCAAAGAUGAAAAAUUGCGCCAUCCAGCUAAUUCCCCAGCUUGGAAAGAAGUGGAUGAACUAUGGCCUCAAAUAAGAGAGGAUCCUAGAAACCUUCAACUUGGUCUUUCUGCUGAUGGCAUCAAUCCAUUCAGCAAUAUGAGCUCAUCUUACAGUUAUUGGCCAGUGAUUCUAUGUAUUUACAAUCUUCCUCCUUUGUUGUGUAUGAAAAGAAGAUUCACAAUGUUAACUUUGUUGAUAUCAGGUCCCAAGCAACCUGGAAAUGAUAUAGAUAUCUAUUUAGCACCUUUGAUAGAUGACUUGAAGGUGUUAUGGAACGAAAUUGAUUUUUAUGAUUCUUUUAAAAAAGAAAAUUUUAUACUUAGAGGUGUACUCUUAUGGACAAUCAAUGAUUUUCCUGCUUAUGGUAAUUUAUCAAGAUGUUUUGUGAAAGGAUAUAAAGUCGAUGAAAAUGUAGAGACAAAGGGGAAAAAGAAAGGCAAAUGUAAAACAAACAUCAAACAAAAGCGCAAUAAGAAAGACCAAUUAGCCGAAGAUUCAAAGAAUACUACAUGUUGGAAGAAGAAGUCAAUUUUCUUUGAAUUAGAGUAUUGGAGACAUUUGUUAGUAAGAGAUAAUCUUGAUGUCAUGCACAUUGAGAAAAACAUAUGUGAUAGUUUGAUCAGAACCUUGCUUAAUAUUCCUGGGAAAACUAAGGACAGUAUCCCUGCUCGUAAAGACCUUGUGUUAAUGUCUGAAUCAAAAAAAUAUUUGGCACCUGAAACAGGUGAAAGAAGAACAUAUUUACCUCAUGUUUGUUACACCUUGAAGAAAGAUGAGAAGCAUAAACUUUGUCAAACUUUGGCAAAUGUUAAGGUUCCAGAUGGGUAUUCAUCAAAUAUUCGUAAUUUAGUAUCUUUGAAAGAUUGUAGACUAAUCAAUCUUAAAUCUCAUGAUUGUCAUGUUGUUGAUGUGUCUAAAGAAGUAAAACUAUGUGGGUCUGUAUGUUUUCGUUGGAUGUAUCCAUUUGAAAGAUUGAUGAAAGUUUACAAAGGUUAUGUUAGAAAUCGAAGUCGUCCAGAGGGUUGUAUAGUUGAGGCUUACAUAGCAGAAGAAGCGGUUGAAUUUUGUACUGAGUAUAUUACUGAUGCAGAAGCGAUUGGUAUUCCCAGAAAGACAAUGAGUGAAGAUGUUAUUGGAAGAGGCAUCAACAAUGGAAGGCUCACCUUAAUCAAAAAAGAAGACUGGGAUGUUGCUCAUCGAAAUGUUCUAGAGAAUACAAUUGAAGUUCAAGCUUACAUAGAAGAAUACUUGGAAUAUCUUCAUCGUGAGAAUCGAAGUAAAUCAAGAAAGUGGAUUCAAGAUUACAACCAUCGAACUUUUCAUCAAUGGUUUCGUGAUAGGAUUCAAUCUGAAUUGAGUAUGGAGUUUCACAAAGUAUCUGAAAACUUAAGAUGGAUUUCAUUAGGUCCGACUACAAUGGCAAUUAAGCAUGAUGGAUUUUUUGUAAAUGGUUAUAGAUUUAGUACAAAAGCUCGUGAUGAUGUUAGAGUGACACAAAAUAACGGUGUAUGUAUUGUUGCAAAAACUCUUCAAUUUGCUUCAGCUCGUGAUAAGAAACCAUUUUAUGGAGAUAUGAAAUUUUAUGGAGUCAUUGAAGAAAUAUGGGAACUUGAUUAUUGUGAUUUUAGGAUGGCAAUGUUCAAAUGCAAUUGGGUAGAAGGCAAGUAUGUUAGAUCAGAUGAGUUAGGAUGUACUUUAGUGGAUCUCAAUAAAUUAGGCCAUAAGGAAGAAUCAUUUAUAUUAGCAAGUCAAGCAAAACAAGUAUUGUAUAUUCAAGAUCCAUUAGAUUCAAGAUGGUCAAUUGUACUUGCAUCACAACCAAAAUUCAUAGGUGAUGAUGAUUAUGAGAUUGGCGAACUUCAAACUUUUAAGAAAGAAAUUGGAGAUAUCAAUGAAUUUGAGGGAAUUGAAUCAAUAGUUGGACCAUAUGUUCGAAGAGAUUGUAAUGGAAUUUGGAUUGUAAGUUUGAUCAUGGACCAUCAUGAAGAGCAUCCCGAAGAGGAACUUAAAGACAAUGCAAACGAAGGUAUCAAUUUAGAAGAGGCUGGUAAUGAAGAUCUUACAACAAAGAAGAAGAAAAGUAGGCAGACUAAGGGGAUAGUGCGAUUGGCAAAAAUAAUUGUUGACAAGAUCAAGGGGAUUAAGAUAAAUUUAAGGUUUAACAAGAGAGGGCAAUCAAUUGGAACUCCGAAGAGAGCGUUACAAUAUUAUUUGGGGAUGCAAGCAAAGUCAAUGGUGUCAAUUACAUAUGAUAAUUGGCAUGAUGUUCCUGCUGCAACUUUAGAGAAUGUUUGGAAAGAUGUAAAUGUAAGGUUCAUAGACUGA